AUGAGUCAACUCGAGGAGAGUAUCAUAACUGCCAAGGACAGCGGAUACCCCCCAAAACUUUCGAAAGAAAGACUUGAAAGCCUUGCCGUCAAUGAACGAGACGACAUCUAUCCCACAAUCCUUCCAAGUUUCUGUCAGUCUUCAGUAAUACCAUCAAAACGAAGUCCUCUUGUACGAAGCAACCUUUGCACGCAAUGUGCAAAGAUUGAUCUCGACGCUCUACUAUCGAGGCCACACAAAACCCAAGCUGGUCAGCUAGCGAAGAAUCUCAGCCCAGUUCCCAACUGGAAAAUUGAGUCUUGCGCCUUGUGUAGCUUGCUAUCUUCAACCAUGGACCUACAUUAUUGGCCAUCUGGGAGGAAAGUACCACUUAGAACCUACUCAUCUAACAAAAUGAAAGAUAAGGCAUGGAAUUCAAUCAACACGAACUUGUUGGAAGCUGGGCACAGUGAGAGGUAUAUCAUUUCACAGCCCGAGGGCAUGGAAGGUCCUGUCAGAAUUAUAAAGGACGAAAUUGAGAAGGCCAAUUUUGAAACCGUUAAGAGUUGGAUCAGUCUUUGUCAAAACAAGCAUACGAAAAUAUGCUCCAUCGCGGACCCUUCCUUCGUCCCAGGUCUUAAGUUGAUCGAUUGUAUAACUAGCGACAUCGUCCUGGCAAAAGAUAAGCCCUACGUGGCGUUGAGCUAUAUCUGGGGAUCAAGCACCGAAGUUUCUGAGAAUCCGAGCAAAUUACCAGAAACCCUGCCAAACACAAUCAAGGAUGCCAUUAUUGUAGCAAAAGAGCUUGGAUAUCGCUAUCUUUGGGUUGACAGGUACUGCAUCGACCAGGCAAACGAAGGAGAAAAAGCCGAUCAAUGCGGAAAGAUGGACAUAAUAUACCAGAACGCUGAACUCACCAUAAUUGCAGCUAUUGGUCAGGACCCGAGUUAUGGGCUUCCCGGCGUUAGUCUAAGAAAAAGGAAACCUCAACAUUUGACGACUUGCUCAAAGAUUGGGAAACAUUUCUUGAUCUCCACCCAGUCUUGGUCAAAAGAAGUGGUUGAAACGACUAAAUGGAAAACUAGAGCCUGGACAUAUCAAGAAGGUUUGUUGUCCAGGAGGCGACUAGUUUUUGCGGAGGAACAAAUGUACUUCGAGUGCUACGGGAUGUAUUGCUACGAGUCGGUCCAAUUUCCGCUUCAAACUCUGCAUAGGAAAGAUAUGCAAAGCUUCAAAAGCGUUUUCUGCUCCGAAAAAUUGAUUGGAAUAUUUCCGAAGGGGGUUGGAACUACAAGUAUUGAAAUAGUUCAGCGUAUUGAAGAGUACUCAGGACUCAAUCUCACAAAUCCUUCAGACAUUCUAAGAGGGAUGUUGGGAAUCUUCAAUGCAUUCCAAAGAAGUCGCCUGGGUAUCUACCACUGCUUGGGCAUACCGAUCUUGCCUUCGAUAGCGCAGGGGGUUAAGCCGAUUGAGGGGUGGACGCCGUCCAUGGGAUUUUUCUUCGGGUUAUUUUGGGACCUACAAGAACGAUCAGAAAGAAGGAAUGGCUUUCCGAGCUGGUCUUGGACUGGUUGGUAA
Hyaloscypha bicolor E is the source of this 1557-nucleotide messenger RNA. RefSeq names its product HET-domain-containing protein. The coding region runs from base 1 to 1557 and encodes 518 amino acids. The record is from RefSeq and is a predicted model, not a curated record. Lineage: Eukaryota; Fungi; Ascomycota; Leotiomycetes; Helotiales; Hyaloscyphaceae. The transcript is spliced from 2 exons.